AUGGCUCUAGUUCAGACCAAGAUCGCGCGCGCGUCGUCAAUUUUACUGAGACUCGUCAGCUAUUUGUUUCUUCGAUGGGCUCUUGUUCCUUUCUUCCCAGAAAUAGCUUUUACGCUGUUCGCAGUCUAUGUUCCGUCCUUCAUCGCAAGCUACCGUAAGGAGUCGGAGUACCAGAUAGUCGACGAGAUUGACGUGGAGGUAACCGAGACUACGUUGAAAGACGAGGGAUCUACUGAGAAUGGGGGUCCCUCAGGCGAUGACUCCUGUCCGGUUCUGGCCGAGGAGGUUGAGAUCGAAGAGACCGUUUCUCUGGAGGAGCGUCCCUUGGCGCCACUGAAGACCCUGCUUCUCGGGGCUCCAAACCCCCGAAGCCUAUUGCUCUCUAGCGCAACUUUCCUCGUCAACCUCCUUUGUGUCGGUAUGGUUGCCGACCGGCUCUUCCGGGAGCAUUCUCACACGGCCAAGGAUCUCUCUUUCGUCAGGCUCGGCUACGUGUCCGAUUCGGAGGCCAAGCUGCUGAUCAGGGAGCCCGAUCAGUCGAAGAUGCCCGUCACCGUCGAAAUUCACAUUAAGGAUCCCGUAUCCCCCUUCGACAAUCCUCUCUGGCAGACGGCUGGUGGGAUCAGGUGGACAACAAACGAAACCGACUAUACCACAGUCCUGGCCGUUCCCUUGACGCAUUCAAAGCAACGCACUUAUGAGUGGAGAACUUCCAACAACCAUUCGGGGGAGUUCACAGCUCCACCAAAAGCCGGUCACACAACGGAACUCCAGGACGGACAAUUCACGUUUCUUUCGACGUCUUGCAUCGUGCACCAGUUACCAUACAAUCCCUUCGAUCAUCCUCUUGCCAUUCCUGGUCUGAGGCAUCUUGCCAAGGUCCUGCCAACGCUUAGGGCGCAGUUCAUGUUGUUCCUCGGCGAUUUCAUCUAUGUUGAUGUCCCACGAUGGUGGGGCAAGGAAAUCGAGGACUAUCGUGCCAAGUAUCGUCAAGUCUAUGCCUCCCCUGACUGGGCUGCCGUAGGCCAGAAUUUGAGCUGGAUCCACGUCCUGGAUGACCACGAGAUCUCGAACGACUGGUCCUCCAACACCACCGGUGUCUACAAGACGGCCAUUGACCCCUGGGAUCACUAUCAAAAGGCAGCAAACCCGCCCCCGGCAAAGCAGGCUGGCUCCUGGACAGCGCGUCGCACCGCAACCUACUUCGACUUCACCCAGGGCCCGGCAAGCUUUUUCCUGCUCGACACGCGCACGUAUCGCUCGAGCAACUCUCUCCCGGCAAACGACACGGAGAAAACCAUGCUGGGCGCCGAGCAGCUAGAAGAUUUCCUCGCAUGGCUAAACCGCCCCGAACCAAAGGGCAUCAAGUGGAAGAUCAUAGCCUCCUCGGUCCCAUUCACCAAGAACUGGCCGGUCAACGUCGAGGACACGUGGGGGGGCUUCCUCUCGGAGCGGCGGGAGAUCCUCGAGGCCAUGUGGGAUGCGGGCGGCCGCGGGGUCGGCGUCGUCGUCCUGUCGGGCGACAGGCACGAGUUCGCGGCCACGAAGUUCCCGCCGCCCGCCGCGUCCCGCUGGCCCGAGUCGGCCACGGUGCAUGAGUUCUCCGCCAGCCCGCUGAGCCAGUUCUACUUCCCGUACCCGACGUACAAGCAGACAGAUGGCGAGGAUGUCAUGAUCAAGUAUAUCUACAAGGGGAACUCCAAGUUUGGCGCCAUCACCAUCGAGACUCUCGAACAGGGCGACCAGAGCAGCCUCAAGUACCGCCUGUUCAUUGACGGGGUCGAAACGUGGAACACGGUGGUGCUCUCACCACCUACGGGGGAGAGGAAGGCGGGUUCGUUUUGGGAUAGGCUUAGGGGCAUCUAG
Molecule: messenger RNA, 1866 nt
Organism: Phialemonium atrogriseum
Lineage: Eukaryota; Fungi; Ascomycota; Sordariomycetes; Cephalothecales; Cephalothecaceae
Product: PhoD-like phosphatase-domain-containing protein
Exons: 4
Coding region: 1-1866 (621 amino acids)
Source: RefSeq, a predicted model, not a curated record